AUGAGUGGCACCCACGAGGUGAUCGAGCUGAUCAGCAGUAGCGACGAGGCAUCGUCAGGGCUGCAUCGAGCGUCUCGGAGAAAGCAGAGCAAGAAGGCGCAACUUAAGUCUGGACAGCACCAUCCACCUCUCUCCCCAGAUGUUGCUAAGGUCGUCACUGACGUGAGGAGAAAGAGAGGGAGUUCACGGAAGAGCGAGACUAGUCGAGAGAGCCAGGAGAGUGAGUCGAGAGCUGAGCAGCCUAAGCAGUUGCGCCGUCCAGCACAGGCGGCAAAAGCUAAAGUUGCACUAUCUCCAACAGCUAAAUCUGCUUCUACAAGACCGACGCGCAAACCUCGUGGAGAGAUGCAAAUCAUCACGGAAGCAAUGAGUUUUUACGAGUUGCAGGCUCAGGAGCAGAUGAUGGCGCGCUUUCAGGCGCAGAAUCGCAAAAGAGCUCCGGUAAUACCGAGAAAGCCAGGCACUUCAGUGGCAGCUGAGCAAGCGGCUGGCAAAUGUGGAAACCUGACAAGAAACAAUGGUACCAGUGCAUCACAGACAAGGACAGCAAGUAAACAGAGUCACAUACGUAAAAGUGGAAAGUCAGUCGUUUCAGUGCGCGUGGCUGAUGGACGAUACGAAAGUGAGUACGACGAGGAAGAAGAGGGUGAGCAGACUGAAACAGGUUUUACUACCGAAAAACUGACGCAGAAAAAGAAGCAUCUACGGAAGCAGAAGUGGAAAUCGAAAAGUGCAGCUUCACGGGUGUCGGAAAGUGGUCGUAAAGUCGUGGGCAGUGAUAUACCAGUAUCUCGAAAAAGUAGCGACUGUCAAAAGCCAGGUCGCAUGCAACAAAAAGUCCAGAAAAUGGCUUUUGCAAAGCGGUCUCAACAGCAAAAGACUGUUGGGCGCAGUAAGAAACAGCGAGUUGUUUCGGUACCACGACAAAGUAGCUCAAGUCGGGCGGGUGAACAGGAGAGCGAGCGGGAGAGUGAUGAGCUUAGUGGUAGCAGAAGUGAAGACGGCGAUGGUGGGAUGUCCAUGCACUGGCGUCAGGGAAAGGUGUCUACGCAUUCAAAGGCCGCUGUUAAUUUGUCCACACCAAGGUAUCCGAAAAAGCGGUCGCACGAAAACAUACCAUCUGCAUCACAACCGCGAUACUUUUGUGCUUCUCAAGCUUCUGAAAGGGAUGUUCAUAAUGACGGGAGUGAAACAGAGUCUAUUGUGGAGAUAUCGUCCUGGGAGUCGCAAGAACAGGAGAAGAUGUUUCCAUCACUACAUCCUCAAAAGAAAGGUAGUUCGUCUGAUACCUCGUCCAAAGAGCAGAAAGCAAAGCAGAAUACAUACGGUCUGUCCAGCGCGACCAAGUCGAGUGGUAGCAGUCGUCGUGCUCGAAUGGGGGUGUAUCAGAAGAAAACGCCCAGCUUCUCACCGUCGUCGUCUUCUGUCUCCCCACCACCCUCCCAGAAGGGAUUUUCGGCACCAGGUGCACGAUUCGCAACUGAUGCAGAGUGCACAGCAACACCUGUGGAGAUUCCGAUGACUCCAGUGGUACAUUCGACAACCUGGCGACGUCUAGUUGUCGGGAAAGCACCUCCUAAUAUCAUAACUGGUGUAUCGGCACGUCCGUAUUCCUACGGAUUUGACAGACCGCUUUGGACAUUUGACACAACAGGAGUGCUUAGAGAAAAAUGCAAAUUCAGGGCAGUGGAUUCGGACAGUGCCACGGCAGAGGCCAGCAUUCAGAUUCAGCCGCCAAGUCAAUCCGAAGUCAAUGAGCGGGUGCGGUGCUUGGUGGACCAGGAGCUGCCGCGCAUAAAAAAGUGUCAUGUUCAGAGAGUGCGUCACACUUUAAAAAGUACGCGACAGCAACUAGCCGCAUAUUUCAAGGGUCAUCGAGAGCUGCGUAGUGAAAGGUAUAGACGAUUGCAGUGGUUGGAGAUUGCGAACCACCGGUCCCGAUCAGAUAUUUCUGCGGGUGAGCGUGUUACGGCCAAACGCUUGCUGCGAAACUCUGCGCAUAUAGGUCUGCCGUACAAUUGCUUGGUCGGCACCGUGCGCUUUUUCGUGCACCAGGACAAGCCGCCUUUUGAAUCUGUGGUCUAUCCCGAAACUGUCAUCUAUCUACCCAACGAUAUCACUGCCAUUUGCCAGUCAUUUGCCAUGAUUGGCAUAAACAAGAAUGCGUUUGUUGAGGAUGAUCCAAUCUUGCGGUAUGUGCCCUACCUAGGCGAUGGACAAGAACUGGUCGUUGACAAUGAUCUCUACUCGGGAACAACUAUGAGUAGAGAGCGUCAAAUUGCGGUGUUUGGGGAUAACGGCGAGCUCAAAGUUCUCAAACCUAGCGCACGGGACAAUGAAAUACAGGAGUACCUCUUGCGGGUUAUUGUUGGAACAUGUGGAGCGUCUGAGCGCGUGUUUCUGGCACUUGAAGAAGAAGUAGGCUUUAGCCAGCCGCGUAUUGACUACUGCGAAAUGAAAGAACAAGCUAAAGCGGCAGAACUUACUGCUAAGCGUGUGGCAAAGGCAAAGAAGCUCGUUGCUUUGUAUCAGAAAUCAUUGAUAGACGGACAAAGUGGACAUUCUGUCGGCUCGGAGAAUGCUUCGAAAGCCCUAUUCAAUCUGGCCCAACAUUGCUGGUUUUUGCGAAGUACAUCAGAGCACCAAUCAUUUGGUGUCAGACUGCAGCCGCCGUUGUCCGUUUUCGAGUCGAGUUAUGCAGAUACCCCGGAGGCGCAUGGCAUACGCGACCGCGCUAGCUAUGAAGGUCUGGUGGAGUGGCACCGGGAUUUGUUCUGCCGACGUUGCUAUUCGUACGACUGUUCUGAGCACGGCAUUCAGAACCCCCAACGAAGCUCUCGUGCCGAUCCGAUCUAUCCGAUGAUAACUGCACCAGGCGUUGUACUUUCCAUGGAAGAAGCAAUGAGUCGAGAAGGUGGUAUAGGCGCUAAAGAAUGCAGUUCGAAUGUUGUGACGCUGUCUGUCGAAAGUGAGGAAGCCAUACAAAUAGCAGGUGGGGAGUCGUCUUCAUCUUUGGACGACGAAGCGCAGAAGAACAAGCGUCAGCCAAUCUCAGUAGAUCAGCCCUCUUCGGAAAGUGCUGCACUGAAUCGCCGAUCAAGGCGAACGCAGACUCAACUUAGCUCGAUGGCCAGUAAGAGUCUACAAUCUCAGGAGAAGUUGCUGGACAUUCAACGACUUGCGAAGUUGAAGAAGCGAAACAAGCGCCGUGAGAUGUUUUUGCGCGCUCCGGAUAAUUCGGAGUACCUGGAUGAUUCGUACAUUCCUGCUGUCACAGCUAUGUAUAAAAUGCUGCAAUCCGAUGAAAAGGCUUGCGGUCCUCUCUGUUGGCUAUCCGCUAGUGACACAUACCUGAGUAACGACUGUGCACCUCUCAGACGUAUUGACGCUGUGCUAGUUCGAAAACUCGCAUCAACGCUUGGGUCAAACGCCUGCGUACUUUCAGCGAUGAUCCGAAGCCAUUGGUGCACCUGCGCUCAAAUUUACAAAUUUUUGGCCGAAGAAAAAAAGCGUAGAAAUAGUGGAGACUGCUUCGGAAACGAUGAUGCCGUAUUGGUGCCCGCACGAAGGCAGCAAAAAGGCCGACAUUGCGCCACCGCGGGUUUGAACAGGUCGCUGAAUAAGCGUGUUCGCGAACAUUGCAGCUACGAUCACGAGAAAAAGUUGAGUUACGAGCCAUGCAAUCACGAUGGAGUAUGCGAUGCAACGUGUCGGUGCACUCAGCGCGGUCACUCGUGCAACAAGACCUGUUCUUGUUCGCGCGACUGUCUGAACCGGUUCCAGGGAUGCAAGUGCUCGAUUGGCAAAUGCUGCACGUCGGCAUGUCCGUGCUUCAGUGCUGGACGAGAGUGUGAUCCAGAUUACUGCUUCCAUUGUGGGGCAAGCGACGCAGCAGUGAUGGCGUUUCACCCGAACUUGAACACCCAAAGCUGCUACGAUCUCCAUAUUUGCUGCAACGUGAAUAUGCUGCGCAACAGUAUCCAGAAGAGGAUAGGCGUAGCUUUUUCCGCGACACACGGAUGGGGAGCGUUUGCGCUCGAGUCGAUUCGCAAGGAUGAGUUUGUACUCGAGUAUACUGGCGAGCUGAUUACGGACGACGAGGCAGAACGGCGAGGCGCGAUGUACGAUCGCAAGCUAGUGAGCUAUUUGUUUGGUGUGAACAGCGAGUACGUAGUCGAUGCGGCAAGAAAAGGGAACAAAGCCAAGUUCGCGAACCAUAGAGCGAAAAGGAAGGCAAACCUGAAUGUGAAAGUCAUCGUCUCGAAUGGAGAGCACCGGAUCGGGCUUUUCGCUCGCGAGGCAAUUGAGGUGGGCGCUGAGUUGUUCUUCGAUUACGGCUAUACACACGAGAGCGCCCCAAAUUGGAGUCACCGCGGCAAAUCAAUGUCUGAGCAGUUUGUCCACGACAAAGUCGACACAGUCGACGAGGAGAAUGAGUGA
Messenger RNA from Hyaloperonospora brassicae, 4440 nucleotides. The record is from the annotation of a GenBank genome assembly. Lineage: Eukaryota; Oomycota; Peronosporomycetes; Peronosporales; Peronosporaceae.